Messenger RNA from Phytophthora infestans T30-4, 657 nucleotides. RefSeq lists its product as uncharacterized. NCBI's taxonomy places the organism in Eukaryota, Oomycota, Peronosporomycetes, Peronosporales, Peronosporaceae. The record is from RefSeq and is a predicted model, not a curated record. Bases 1 to 657 code for a protein of 218 amino acids. The transcript has 5 exons. Gene Ontology annotation, biological process: protein ubiquitination; ubiquitin-dependent protein catabolic process. Gene Ontology annotation, cellular component: nucleus. Gene Ontology annotation, molecular function: ubiquitin protein ligase activity.
AUGCGCUGCGACUUGUGCCAGACGGAGCAGCCCUGCGCUAAGUGCCAAGCAAAUAUGGCCGCGUACUUCUGCUCCGUUUGCAACUUAUUCGACGAUAAGGGACUGGAGAAACAGGUUUUCCACUGCGCCCAGUGCGGCAUCUGCCGCGUUGGUGGUCGAGAGAACUAUUAUCACUGCAUCAAGUGCUGCGGGUGCUACCCUCACUCACUCGAGGCCAAACACAAGUGUCUGGAAGGCUCUAUGCAUCGUGAAUGCCCCAUUUGUCUUGAUGUGACGUUCGAUUCGCUGGAGAGUGUGAACGUGCUGCCGUGUGGCCACGUCAUGCACUCAAGCUGCUUCAAAGCCUACGUCAAGCACCAUAACAUUGUGUGUCCAACAUGUCGGACGUUGAUGUUCACCGAGGACGAAGUAAACGGCGAGGGUCAGGACAACGACGAGGCAGACUCUGAAGGCGAAGAAGAUGGCGAAGAAGACAGCGGAGAGAGUGAUGGAGACGAUGGAGAUGACUCGGACAGCUCUAGCAGUAGUGAGAGCGAGGACGAAGACGGGGUUGUAGUCCACGUUGUAGUAGAAGACGAAGACUCAGACAGUGAAAUGGAAAUGGACGCAGCACACGACGCAGAACGCAAUGUGUGGCCCAGUGCCCACCGACCGUAA